Molecule: messenger RNA, 696 nt
Organism: Indicator indicator
Lineage: Eukaryota; Metazoa; Chordata; Aves; Piciformes; Indicatoridae
Gene: ZFAND3
Product: zinc finger AN1-type containing 3
Exons: 6
Coding region: 1-684 (227 amino acids)
Molecular function (GO): DNA binding; zinc ion binding
Source: RefSeq, a predicted model, not a curated record
AUGGGAGACGCCGGCAGCGAGCGCAGCAAGGCGCCCAGCCUGCCACCGCGCUGCCCCUGCGGCUUCUGGGGGUCCAGCAAGACUAUGAAUCUCUGUUCCAAAUGCUUUGCUGAUUUCCAGAAGAAGCAGCCAGAUGAUGACUCUACUCCCAGCACAAGCAACAACCAGUCAGAUCUGUUCUCUGGAGAAACAAAUAGUGACAACAGCAAUACCUCUCUAACCACGCAGGCCGCUAACUCCAACCAGCAACUUUUGACAGAACUGAAUGUGACUUCACCGAGCAAAGAGGAAUGUGGGCCAUGCACAGGUACAGCUCAUGCCUCAUUAACCACACCAACCAAAAGAUCUUGUGACUCAGAUUCACAGUCGGAGGGUGAGGCUUCUCCUGUGAAACGGCCACGGCUACUGGAUGACAGUAACGACAGGCCUGAAGAAACCAGUCGAUCCAAACAGAAGAGUAGACGCCGAUGCUUCCAGUGCCAAACAAAACUGGAGCUAGUACAGCAGGAACUGGGAUCAUGUCGCUGUGGUUAUGUGUUCUGUAUGUUACAUCGCCUGCCUGAACAACAUGACUGCACGUUUGACCACAUGGGACGUGGGCGUGAGGAAGCCAUUAUGAAAAUGGUGAAACUGGAUCGGAAAGUAGGGAGAUCUUGCCAACGCAUUGGCGAAGGAUGUUCCUGAGUGCAAGACUGC